Dunckerocampus dactyliophorus (ringed pipefish) is the source of this 4680-nucleotide messenger RNA. RefSeq names its product ras-related C3 botulinum toxin substrate 3. The transcript has 6 exons. Gene Ontology annotation, cellular component: cytoskeleton; cytoplasmic vesicle; cell cortex. The coding region runs from base 173 to 751 and encodes 192 amino acids. NCBI's taxonomy places the organism in Eukaryota, Metazoa, Chordata, Actinopteri, Syngnathiformes, Syngnathidae. The record is from RefSeq and is a predicted model, not a curated record. Gene Ontology annotation, biological process: establishment or maintenance of cell polarity; actin filament organization; cortical cytoskeleton organization. Gene Ontology annotation, molecular function: protein kinase binding; GTPase activity; GTP binding.
GGUUGGUCGGCACUUUCCGGAGCCGGUCGACAAUACUCGUCAUCUCCCCUUUCACUGCAGCUCCUUCGCCGAGCGGACUGGCCCGCUGCUCUCAUCUGAGUCUUCGGCGCAGCCUCUCGGAUCUAUUAAACGACCAGUGCCGGCUCUCCGGAAGCCUCCAGCUUCAGUACAAAUGCAAGCUAUCAAAUGCGUAGUGGUCGGCGACGGGGCUGUGGGUAAGACCUGUCUGCUGAUUAGCUAUACCACCAAUGCAUUCCCUGGUGAAUACAUCCCCACUGUCUUUGACAACUACUCUGCCAAUGUUAUGGUGGAUGGGAAACCAGUCAAUCUGGGCCUUUGGGAUACAGCUGGACAGGAGGACUACGAUAGGCUCAGACCACUAUCUUACCCACAGACGGAUGUGUUCUUGAUAUGCUUCUCCCUGGUCAGUCCGGCCUCCUUUGAGAACGUCCGAGCUAAGUGGUACCCUGAAGUGAGACACCAUUGCCCCAACACACCCAUCAUUCUGGUGGGCACCAAGCUGGACCUGCGAGAUGACAAGGACACCAUUGAGAGGCUGCGGGACAAGAAGCUCUCCCCUAUCACCUACCCGCAGGGUCUGGCCAUGGCAAGAGAGAUUGGGGCUGUGAAGUACCUUGAGUGUUCGGCGCUGACCCAGCGAGGCCUGAAGACGGUGUUCGACGAAGCCAUUCGAGCUGUGCUCUGCCCUCCGCCCGUGAAGAAGAGGGGGAAGAGGUGCACCAUGUUCUGAGAUGAAGACACUGCUGAAACAUGUCGCCAUCGAAAACAACCACUCCAUCUCUGAGAGGAUGGGGUGGGGAAACUAGGUUGAGUGAGUGUACACUGCUGAGAUUGCUUCCUUUAUAUUGAUGUUUUUUCAACGCAAUAUUGGUAACAGGAUCAAUAUUUUCUCUGAUUGUUUUAACAUUGCUGAAUAAGGUAAAAGACAUUGACUGUACACCUGCUUUGUACUCAUAGAACCACACCAAGUUCCCAUGAGGGCUGAUUUUGGUUUCUAUUGCUCGUCUUUUGCAGCUUUGUCCUGUCUUUCUCAGUCAUGCUUGCUUUUUGAAUGAAUGCAGUGUUGACUCGCUAGAGAGUGAACUGUGAAUAAGUCUUAAGGUCACUGAGUAACUCCUAGUUUUUAGAUUAGAGCAGAAACCUUUUCAUCUCAAGACCCAAAUGAGAAAUUUGGUGCCCACACAUCAUUUUCAAGAAACAUGACUCAAAAAGCUAGAUAUACGAUCAAUGAAAUGGUGGCGAUGAAAUGGUUAUGGCGUUUAAUUUGCAGCCGAAACGUAAUGAUAUUGUAGGUUUAGUAAUGAACACAAAUUUGAAAAAAUUGAAAAACGGUUAAGUCAUAAUGACUUAUGAAAAUGUCAGUUAAAAUGAGGAAAAAAUGACCAUAUUAAUUAAUAGGACGGAAUGAUAUGAUAUACUAUAAUUCAGUGUCAUUGGUUUAUAAUGUAAACAUAAUAACUUCAAAGAAAUAUGAAAUCAAAAAAGAGCGAAUUAGAUCAUGAAUUAAAUUUAAGGAAAAUUCUGGUUCAUUAUAUUUGAAUAGGUUUAGUGGUCAUCAAUAAUGUUGUUUACAGAUAUCCGAUUUUAGACUAAACAUUUGUGGUUAAGACAAAUACUGUACAACUCUAUUAUUAGAUUUUAAAGCAUUUGUAUUUUAACACCUUAGAAUCAACUGAAUUAGCUGUGUCUGGUCAGUAACAUUGUAGUGGAACCUUGAUAAGGUCAGACGGAAACCGAAAUGUAUGAAAACUGAAUACAUUUUUCCCCAUAAGAAAAAAAUGUAAAUGCAAUUCAUCUGUUCCAGACACCAAAAAUAUUAACACAAAACACAUUUUAUAGAGAAUAAUUAUAGUUUUACAUGCAGAAAACAAAGCAAAAUACGGGAGGAGAGGAGGCACGGAAGAGCUGCGUGGACACUGUUUCAUUCCACAGUUGUGGCCAAAUGUUUUGAGAAUGACACAAGUAUUGGUUUUCACAAAGUUUGCUGUGUCAGUGUUUUUAGAUCAUUUUGUCAGAUGUUACUAUAUUGUUCCCCAACCCACUUAGUUAUCACUUUUGUCUUUGGGAAAGGCAUUGUUCGUCACUGAACUGUUCUUGGAUGGUUGGGGAAGUUGCUUUCGGAGGUGGUUUUGGUACCAUACUUUAUUCACGGCUGUGUUCUUAGGCAAAAUUGUGGGUGAGCCCACUCCCUCGGCUGAGAAGCAACCCCACACAUGAAUGAUUUCAGGAUCCUUUACUAUUGGCAUGACACAGGACUGAUUGUGGCGCUCAUCUUUUCUUCUCUCAAAUCAGAAACUAGUUUUGCCCCAGUCUUCAGGAGUCCAAUAACUGUAUAUUUUGCAGAAUACCAAUCUGUCCCUGAUGUUUUUCCUUGAGAGAGGGGACUUUUAUGCGCCCUUCUUGACACCAGGCCAUCUUCCAAAAGUCUUUGCCUCACUGUGUGAGCAGAUGCACUCAUGACUGCCUGCUACCAUUCCUGAGCAAGCGCUUCACUGGUGGUGCCCCGAUCUCAUAGCUAAAUCCGCGGAGACAGUCCACACCUGGAGCCCUGAAGCCCUGAAGCCUUCUUCACAAAAAUUGAACCUCUCUCCUUAUACUUCUUAAAGAAUGGUUGGUUUAGGUGCCAUCCUACUAGCAGCAAUAUCCUUGCCUGUGAAGCCCUUUUUGUGUUAACCAGUGAUGACUGCACGCGUUUUCCUUGGUUAACAGAGGAAAAACAAAGAUUUCAAACACCACCGUCACGUUUUAAAGCUUCCAGUCGGUUAUUCUCACUUAAUCAGGAUGACAGUCAUCGCCAGCCUUUGUCCUUGUCAACACUCUCACCUAUGUUAACUAGAGAAUUGCUAACAUUAUGUCAGCUGGUCCUUUUGUGGCAGGGCUGAAAUGCAGUGGACAUGUUUUUUGGGGGAUUAAGUUCAUUUUCAUGACAAAAUGGGAGUUUACAAAUAAUAUCCAUUUAUCUUAUCACUCUUCAUAACAUUCUGAAGUAUAUGGAAAUUGCCAUCAUAAAAACUGAGGCAGAAGGCUUUGUAAAAAUUAAUGGUGUCAUUCUCAAAACUUUGGGCCAUGACUGUGUAGUGUGUCCCAAACAUAACUUUAAAGAGUGCUCCCUUGAACUUUAUUGUAAACUUCAGCAGCAGAUGCAAUCAUCAUUACUCACAAUCUGUUCUGUGUCUCUGUUAAACCAUUCCCCUUGCAACCCGUGCUAACUGGAAACCUUUACAUUAACAGAUGUACUUUGCUGUGACUCUUUUCUAGAAUUCAGUUGUAUUUGUCAUCUCCUUUAUCAAAGUUUUGGAACUUUCAACUGUUUUUUUUAGCCGUCCAAAAUAAAGAAAGCACAGAUUCCUCUAACGGCCAGAAAUAUGCACUUGUCCCUUGCUCUUUCGCAGUAUGUGAUGAUUAACCAAACCUUCAUUGCAGUUCACAGAUUUACAUCCUCCUCCCUUCUGAUAUUACUACACACACCUCUGAAAUCAAGUGGUUAAGAUGCCUGGGAUAAACUAGACUUAGUUCCAGUAAAUGUGGUCAAAAGCAUAGUGUAAUGAACCAGCACUUUCCUUAUAAAGACUAAACACUGCAUUAAAAAACGCAGCUUUCAAUCAGAUUCAUACUGUCUUGUGAGGGCUGUUGACUUGGUAUCCUUUGACUGGACUGCUAAGCGUAAAAAAGAUACAAAUCCUCAAAUUACCUGUUUUGUUGUUUGUUGUCAAACAUCUGCUGUUACUCGAGUACUUUUCGGGUAAGUCCAUCUGAACUGUGAACAUGUGACAGACAAGCAUGCCAAACGUGGGGGCUGUGUACAACCUUGCUGCCUGAGUUCUGCCUCUGAGGGUGGAGGAGUUUGCAUGAGUCUUAAAAUAUUCUGUCAUUGUUUUGAUGUCGUCAGUGUGCGUGCGUGCGCGCGUGUGUGUGUGUGCGCGCGCGCGUGGAAGAACAUUGCUCAAUAGUUUGGGGGAACUGCAUUAAAAACAGUAUUGUUUAAAGCCAAGUUUUUAGUGUCAGGUUUUUGGUACUAUUUCAUAUUGUACUGCAGUAAUACACACGACUGUCAACAUGAAUAGAUUUAAAAUGACACCUAGUGAUGCACAAAAAAAUUCAUAGGAAAGGAAUGCUUUAUGAAUACCUUAAUGUACCUGAUUAUGUAGUUAUUAUUACUCUGAAAUGAUGCAAAGUGAUUCAUGUUGAAGUUAGAAGUGUUGCUGAUGUUAAGAAAAAAAAACCAUAACGGGGCUGAUCUUAAUCUGUGGAAAAUAAUGUUACUGUUUAUGAAAUAAAUGCAUUUCUGUAUGGUUGCAGGGCUUCAGUGUGUCUGUCUCUCCCUGGUGGCCAGACGCAGCACUUUGUGGUAAUGUUUAUAUUGGUUGGCAUAGCAUACUAUGUGGUUGAACAUAGUGUGUAGCCAGGACCAGCUAAGGAGUCGAAGUGUAGCUGACAAACGCAGCACCAAUUCCUAAUCUACUACUGCAUGGAAAUGAUCUGGUUAUUUGACACACUGUAAUUCUUAGAUGAGUUUCCAAUGCAUUGGCCAUGUAUGUAUGUAUGUAAUGUAAGAUGACUUGUAUACUUGUUCCAAUUGUAUCUGUUUUUGUUUUGUUUUUUUAAAUUCACGUCUGUGUGGUUUCAAUUUUUGGAAUACUAAAUACAAAUGUAUAUGUA